GAGUGCUCUGAACUUUUAGUCUAAUUUUAACAUCAUUUCACAUGUUUGUUUCGCCACUGUAACGGCAGAUGGAUUCGUCUUUAGAGAGCUCCACUUCAUCGACCGGUAACCCGUUGCGCUGUCGGUGUCGGACCUGUAAGAUCAUUGUGAUUGGAGAUGCUGGUGUCGGGAAGACUUGCCUGACGUACCGCUUCUGCACCGGACAGUUUCCCAGCAGAACGGAGGCUACAAUCGGGGUGGAUUUCCGUGAGAAACUUCUUGAUUUAGAAGGCGAGAAAAUUAAAGUACAGCUGUGGGACACGGCUGGUCAGGAGCGUUUUCGUAAAAGCAUGGUGCAGCACUACUAUCGCAAUGUGCAUGGAAUUGUCUUAGUCUUCGAUGUCACUAACCCCACUAGUUUCUGCAAUAUUCCCAUGUGGAUGGAUGAAUGCCGUCAGCACUCUCUUGGACUGGAUAUACCCCGUGCUCUCGUUUGCAACAAGACCGAUCUGGUCACUUCGUCUACUGCUUCUGUGUUAAUCGAUCAGGCUCAACAUUUGGCCGAAGUCCACGGAAUGUCUUUUUAUAUUACUUCAGCCAAAGGUCACAAAGGGGACUCGGUGGACAGCAUCUUUGUGACAUUGGCACAGAGGUUGAAGAGCCAGAGACGGGAGAGUGUGAAUGAAGUGUUGUUACAGUGCAGAUCUGAGAGCUUCAAUAUCCCAGGAAAAGUCAUAACAGCGCAGGAGAGCAAGAAGAAAUGGACCUGCGUCUGCUGACAGAUUAAUGAUCAUUAUAGUUAUGUGCUUAUUUCAGUAUGUCCUCUAAAUAGGGAUAAAAAUAGCAGUAGGAACUUAAUAACAGAUCAAUGGUCUUGAAGGUAUGAAGACUGGUUUAAAUGCCAAUUGCUGUUUGGAUUUUUAUAGUCAUCUGACAUCUACUUCAGACAACAUUAUCUGUAAGAAGCAAUGCCUCAUAAUGAAACAAUCAGCAAGAAGAUGAGAUUUGAUUUAAUUUCCAGUUUCUUUGGAGCCUUGCUGCUGAUUUUGGUCCUUAAACUUUUGCAGACAACAGCCAGAGUAACUUCUUGUCAAGGAUUAUGUUGGACAUUAAUUGAGGUUGAUGGUUAUCAGUUUGCUCUUAAAUAACUUUCGUAGAUGCCCAAUUUUCAACCACUUUCAACACCUUUGCUUUAACCUGGAGUUAUGAGACUAAAGUGAACCUUUUUUCCUGACAGCUGAAUCUUCACUUGUAC
Carassius carassius (crucian carp) is the source of this 1234-nucleotide messenger RNA. Its product is annotated as ras-related protein Rab-33B-like. Gene Ontology annotation, cellular component: endosome; Golgi apparatus. The record is from RefSeq and is a predicted model, not a curated record. The coding region runs from base 69 to 758 and encodes 229 amino acids. NCBI's taxonomy places the organism in Eukaryota, Metazoa, Chordata, Actinopteri, Cypriniformes, Cyprinidae. Gene Ontology annotation, molecular function: GTP binding; GTPase activity. The transcript has 2 exons.